AACAGACCUCCGUUCAGCGGUUGAAAAAUCCGCGAACUAUUCAAUAGAGCCCUCGAACAGCAGGAGGAGGAGAAGAAGAUUCCAAGGGGAGAAAAAUGCCGGCGACCUCCACGAUGUUGGGAGCUUUGCUGGGUUUAGGGACCCAGAUGUACUCCAACGCCCUGCGAAAGCUCCCUUACAUGCGCCAUCCAUGGGAGCACGUUCUUGGGAUGGGGCUGGGUGCGAUCUUUGUGAAUCAGCUGGUGAAAUGGGAUGAUAAGCUCAAAGAGGACCUCGACAAGAUGCUCGAAAAGGCCCGGGCUGCUAACGAGCGCAGAUACUUUGAUGAUGAUGAAGAUUAAUAUUUCUUCAGUUGCAGUUUUAGUCAAGACGCAUAAUAUCUCAAAGGCAUCCCUCUCUUUCUGUGAUAGCUCAUAGUUAACAGGGCAUGUCCAACUGUUUGUGCUUCUAUUAUACUGUUUUGAUAUUCAAGUUCCUGUUCUCAAUAAGCUUGGUUUUUUUGACAUUUUUUCCCCUUUGAUGAUAUACUAGGUUAUUAAUGGUUGUAUGAGUUCUGAUUUUGCAUGAAGAAAUGAUGUUAAUAAUAUCCCACUCAGGCUUGAUUGGUCACUAGUUCAAA
Molecule: messenger RNA, 619 nt
Organism: Asparagus officinalis (garden asparagus)
Lineage: Eukaryota; Viridiplantae; Streptophyta; Magnoliopsida; Asparagales; Asparagaceae
Exons: 3
Coding region: 96-341 (81 amino acids)
Source: RefSeq, a predicted model, not a curated record